Molecule: messenger RNA, 613 nt
Organism: Aplysia californica (California sea hare)
Lineage: Eukaryota; Metazoa; Mollusca; Gastropoda; Aplysiida; Aplysiidae
Product: putative gamma-glutamylcyclotransferase CG2811
Molecular function (GO): gamma-glutamylaminecyclotransferase activity
Source: RefSeq, a predicted model, not a curated record
CCAAACAGCACAAUGACCACCCGGCCAGAGAGCGACGCAUCAGCAGGUGAAUCUUCAGCAAAUCUGACAGAGAACCCCACUCCUGACCAUGCCCUUGACCCCAACACUCACCCCCACCUGGCCUUUGUAUACGGGACGUUGAAGACGACAGAGCCUAACCACCGGCACAUGUUCGCCAAAGGAGCUGCCGGAAGUCAGUUAGUCGGGCGGGCAAGAACUGUGGAGAAGUUCCCUCUGAUUGUUGCGACGCCUUACAAUGUACCUUUCUUGUUGUUGAAGGAAGGCACGGGCAAUCAAAUCACGGGAGAGUUGUACCGGGUGAACGACGAGACUCUGGCCUACCUGGACUGGUUCGAGGAUCACCCGGCCUGGUACCUGCGGACAAAAUGUCAGGUGACAUUGCUGGACGAGGUCAAGGCCGAACCGGUCGAAUGUUGGAUCUAUGGCUUACCCAAGUUCAAGAAGAGUCUGUUGGAUUUGCCGUUUCUCGAAGUUUACCACGACAAUCUCCGAGAGGAACAUGAGAGAUUUCGUCACGUUGACGACAGAGCGAUAGAUCAGAUCAAACAGACACUCUGUGACAGAGAAUGAUCCCCAGGAGGGCGAACAAUCC